This is a messenger RNA of Didymodactylos carnosus, 417 nucleotides long. The record is from the annotation of a GenBank genome assembly. NCBI's taxonomy places the organism in Eukaryota, Metazoa, Rotifera, Eurotatoria, Philodinida, Philodinidae.
AUGUACUGGGACCAAAAAGUUUGGGUUCAAAAGUUUGGUUUUCGUGAUUUUGUUCGAAAGAAUUUUACGAAAUUUUCAAGAGAAGUAGAGGAUGAUUCAGAAGCAUGGCUAAAAGAAGUGUUAGCAAAUUUCGAAUGUCUAGAUAUCGCUGAGUCACAAUGGUUAAUGUUUCUUCCUUCUUUGUUAACAAGUUCUGCUCAUAUUUGGUAUUCAACAGAAAAAUCUGCCCUCAGUGAUUUUGACGAAUUUAUAGUAAAAUUUAGUAAACAAUUUGCAUUCAAGCGAGACAGACCGAGUAGAUUUCGGCUGUCCGCAACAACAUCAACAUCUACUAUGACGGUGCCACCAUCAGCAAUCACGAUACCGGAUCCUGUAUCUCGUACGGAUCCGAUUCAAUUAGGUUUAAAGAAACAUUAA